AUGAGUUUCUCCAUUUACAGGAAGCGGCUAGCAUGUGUAGAAUGCACCCGUCGCAAGGUCCGAUGUGAUAAAACCUUGCCUUGUCGAAACUGCACUGUGAAAGGCAUCAACUGUUCGCGACCGAGAGACCACAUCCACUCGGCAGCCUGGGCCUGUCAUCCAAGGCUACACUACUCAUUUGCGUCUCCAAUUUCCCCUCGGAACCGCAAGUUAUCGGGUCUGGGUGGUGGAGAUGUAACAAACCUGGAUCCCAGUUCAGCACCGUACGAUGAUUACCUUGAGGCUCUGUUACCUUCGAAGCAUCAAAUCUACUACCUUGUUGACUACCAUGAACUGUACUUGCUGUGGUAUCACGGCUCCUAUCACGGUCCAACGUUCCAAUGCGAACUCCAGAGUGCUAUACGGGAUGAAACGGACGGUGCAACUUUGGAUAUCGCGCAACUUGACCUCCAAUGGAUCGCGCUCUUAUUUUCCAUCAUGGUUGCCAGUCUCGUUUGUGCUCCGAGUGCUGAGAUAGAGGAAUGGGGAUUUCACUGUGUCGAGGUUUCAGAGCUCGCCGCGGCUUGGUUCAAAGCAUGUAUUAACUGUUUGAACAAGGCCAACUACUCAGCCAAACGGAACAUCUAUUCUGUACAGGCAAUAGCCACCUUGGCCAUGUCAGCACAUAUCCUUGAUCAAUCUGCAGAGCUCUCGGUUCUCCGUGGAGCUGCUACUCAGAUUGCGAGGGGCCUGGGGCUGGAUCAGCUGAGUCACGAUGCUCGUGUUGACAUUGUGACCUCUACUUCAUCAGAAGCAGAUAAGUAUAAGCUACUUCAGCGAGAUACUGGGCGGCGGUUGUGGUUUCAACUCUGCGUGCAAGACUGGAUUUCCCUUCCCUUUUCGGAAAGUCACAUCAUCGAUCCACUACAAUUCACAUCCUGCAAACCGGCAAACCGAAACUUUCUAACCAUGGAUCUCAUCGACGAGAAUUGUCCCACUUAUGUCAGUUACACCAACUACCUAUUCCAAAUUGCGAAGCUGAUGGCCAAGCAUCACGAAGCCGUCCUUCGGUCAUCCACUUUGCUAACCAAAUACGAACACACUCUCGACUAUGACUACCGACUACGCACCCUUGCAACCAAGGCAAUGCCAAAGUACUUUCACAUCGUGGAGCCAAUCGAUCCCGUGUGGCCUGACUGGAUACCUUGGGCGCGGCGAAGUCUAACAAUCUGCUUUGCGCACAAGAUGAUCAUGAUCCACAGGGCUUUCCUCCGGAAAAGCUUUGAGAAUGCUGCCUUUUCUGCAACACAGUCGACUUGCUUGGCGGCGGCAAAAACGAUUCUCAAAGAGGUACAGACUAGAGACAUGGAAGGCCCAACUAUUUGGAUCGAUGAAGCCUACUGUGCUUCGGCAGGUGUAGUCCUUUGCUUGGAUAUACUCCAUCGACCUCCGACAGAUACUCUUUUCCAGACCCACGUGGAUCUCGCCAGGGGAUGCAUCAGUCGAUUGCACAGGUGUAGCUGGAGUAAUGUCGCGGGACGCGGAGCUCGUGUACUAACGGUUCUUCUGGACAAAAUAGGGGCUGGCACAGGUUCGAUAGCGGAUAUUGAGUUAUCACACGCUCUCGAGAUGACAGGGCAUGAACAGUUAUACGACAUCGAAAGCGUUCUCCAGGGUGAUCUUGCUGAAGUCUUUCCACCACCUGCGGGUAUGCGUAACAAGUACCUAUUUGGAGAGCUGCUCCAGAUUAAACAUUUACCAUAG
Messenger RNA from Talaromyces proteolyticus, 1743 nucleotides. RefSeq lists its product as uncharacterized. The coding region runs from base 1 to 1743 and encodes 580 amino acids. NCBI's taxonomy places the organism in Eukaryota, Fungi, Ascomycota, Eurotiomycetes, Eurotiales, Trichocomaceae. The transcript has 2 exons. Gene Ontology annotation, biological process: regulation of DNA-templated transcription. Gene Ontology annotation, molecular function: DNA-binding transcription factor activity, RNA polymerase II-specific; zinc ion binding. The record is from RefSeq and is a predicted model, not a curated record.